GGGGAUGCAAAGUUGGCAAGUGCCUUUGGUGUCGAUGUAGAGAAGAUUGUCGCAGAGGGAGUAGUCGGGGACAGGGUCGAGGUAACGAAGCUUGUUAUGGACGGUUGAGAAGUCGGGGCAUGAGAGAUAGCCUUGUGUAUAUGGUGAUGGAGCGAUGGGAGGAGUUUUAUGUGGGUCAUGGAGAAGUAGACUUUCUCGGGGGGCUUGUGGUUGAGGCGUCGGGAGAGGGCAUCGACAACGCGGUUGCUUUUGCCGGGAGUGUGGCAAAUGGUUUUGACUGGGGGAGAAUGGUUGAUGACUGGGUGACGACGGGGGUUGUCGUCUUGUGCGGUGGGGUGAUUGCGGUGGAGGUGGUGGUGGAUGAAGGCGGGGGUGUGGAUGAUGUGUUAGCAGAGAGGGCGGUGGAUGUGGAGGCGGAAGAUGGGGAAAGGAUGGUGGUUACGAUCUGGAUGGCGGCGGACGCCUGUUGUUGUUCGACGGCGGUUAUCAGUUGGGAGAGGCCAGAGAGGGAUGCUUGGAGGGAGUCGAGGGUGGCUUGCAUGUUGGUCAUGAGGGAGACGAGGGUGGAAGAGUCAACGGGGGCCUCUUCGUCGGCAGCUUGUUGGCCAAUGAGUUUGCAGCAGAGGCUGUUAACGAACUGGGUGUUGACGGAGGGCAUCUCGAUGUUGGAUGACUGGGUCAUGGUGGGGGAGGAAGCGGUGGUAGUGACGGCUGAGGUGGCAGCGACAGCUGAGGUGGUGGCAGUAGAUGAGGUGGAGGCAUCUGCAGCAGCGUUAGCAGUGGCAGCAGCGGCGGCGUCGGCGACUGUGUGAGGGUUCUCAGCAGGUCCUAGUUUACAGGUUCCUGUACAAACAGUGUUCACCCAACUUCCGUCGCAGGUUGUCGUAAGCGUGCAGCCUGCUGUCUCACAACCUGCACAGUCGCAGGGUACACAACCCCAACAGUCAGUGCAGCAGCCUGCACCACUGGGUCCACAGCCCGGAAUGAUGCAGGGACCGGGACAAAGUCAGUGGGUACUAAAGACGGCCAUCGCCACUCCGAAACCCUUUACAGGGGAUAAGAGGGGCGAAGACCUCGACACUUGGUUGAGGGCAGUGCCGGUCUAUGUCAAGUGCAAACUUACCUUGCCGCACGAGGAAGUGCUUGUGGCUGCAUCCUACCUAGAGGGGAGUGCAACAAGAUGGUUGAGUGGCUUAGUGCAGCUCCAGGGGUAUGGUCAUGACUUCCGCUCUUGGGCAGUCACCCAGAAACUGGAUGACUUCCUCAAGUUGGUGGAAGAUAGGUGGCAUGAUCGUCAGGAGGCCCAAAAGGCCACUGACGCGAUCCUGACACUGCACACGAGGCAAUUCAAGUUGGUAAGGGAGGCCACUUACGCUGGAGAGCACCCGAUUUGUGUCCCUGGGGUUCGCUAUGACCCCCAGGUUUUACUCACCUCCUACCUGAGAUGCUUUCCCAUGCCUCUUAGGAAUCAGUUGGCAGGUGAGCUCAACAUCAACAUGCACAACUUUCCCUCGUUCAGUAAGAAGGCCCUAGACCUUGAGGCAAAGAUAGGGCAUGGACGUAACCCCACGACGGAUGGUAGGAAGAAGUCACUGCCUCCCAACUGGAAGGCGAAGGGCCGCAUCAUGUUCGUCGACAACGAUGGUUUUACCAUCGAGUUGGACGACGAGUUCCAGGCGGGAGUAGGUUCAGAGGCAGGCAGCGUAGAGGCUUCAGGAGGAAGAGUAGUCGCUUCCGUAGCUCAAAAAGGAAAGGCGACCGGUAGACGCCGAGGAGGUUCCCGGUAUGGUCUGCACGAGUUUGUGGUGAUGCCUUUCGGCCUUUGCAAUGCUCCUGGCACAUUUCAACACGCUAUGAAUCGGAUAUUUCAUGACUACUUGGAUAAGUUCGUCAUCAUGUACCUUGAUGACAUUCUUAUUUUUAGUAAGACUAUCGAGGAGCAUGUUGCGCACUUGGACAAAGUCCAGAGUCUUCUGGGACAGCACAAGUUCAAGAUCAACGGUGAGAAGAGCGAGUUUGGCCGCACCCGUGUCUUGUACUUGGGUCAUGAGAUUUCUGCGGAGGGAUUAAAGCCUGAUGACGCGAAGGUGGCCAGCAUUCGUGACUGGCCGCGUCCUCAGUCUGUGACUGAGAUGAGGUCUUUCUUAGGGAUGACCGGCUACUAUCGCAAUUUCGUGAAGAACUAUUGCAUAGUUGGUGCCCCUUUGACUGACUUGACUCGCCUUGACACCCCAUGGGAGUGGACAGUAACUACGGAUGCUAGCCAAUAUGGCAUAGGCGCCGUACUUGCGCAGCAAGAGGGGAAGAAGUUGAGGCCAGUAGAGUACAUGUCCAAAAAGAUGCCCUCUCAGAAGGUGGCUAAAUCCACCUAUGAAAAGGAACUCUAUGCGAUCUACAAGGCGCUCAACCAUUGGAGACACUAUCUCCUUGGGAGGUUCUUCUACGUCAGGACUGAUCACCAGACUCUGAAGUGGAUGAGAACCCAACUUGUGCUCUUUGACGCUUUGAAGCGUUGGAUUGAAGUCAUAGAGCAGUAUGACUUUGAGCCCCAAAAGGGCAAGGACAACAAGGUUGCUGAUGCGCUGUCGCGUAGACCAGAUUUCUCUGGUGCGCUGAUCACCGAGUUUGGGCUUGCGGACAAUGUUACUCAGUCUAUGGUGGAAGCCUAUCGCGAGGACCAGUUUAUGUCUGAGAUCAUACGCAGAGUAGAGGCGAAGGACAAAGCAACUUCUGCCGAGUUUGAGAUGGUCAACGGAUUGCUGCUUGGUGAAAGCCUGUCCAUGGGCUUCAUGGAUACGCUGGUCACCAACAAGAGCGGGAUGAGACACAUCUUUGUUAUCGUGGAUAGGUUUAGUAAGUACGCUAGCUUAGAGCUAAUGUCGGAGACAGGGAAGAUUGAGCAUGUGAUUAAGAUGUGCAAAGAGAACUGGAUUAGAGAUUUUGGAUUGCCAAAGUCUAUAGUCAGUGAUCGUGAUGUGCGAUUCACAAGUGAACUGUGGAAAGCCGCAGCUGCGGAACAGGGAACGCAGCUGCAGAUGACGUCAGGAAACCGUCCCGAGGCAAAUGGACAAGCAGAACAGUUGAACCGCGGUGUACAACACCUGCUGAGGCAUUGCAUUAAGCCAAAUCAGGUAGACUGGGAUGAGAAACUUGCUCUCAUUGCCAGCCUGUACAACAACGCGGUCCAGAGCACAACGGGCGUGAGCUCGAAUAAUCACGGUUUAUGCCAAAAUGGAGCAGGUUCUGGAUCGGCGUCUGUCUCCAUACCCUCCAAGAAGCGGUCGUUGACUUCACGGCUACGAGCGGCACCGAGGAAGACUUAUGCUCACAUCUCUUCAUUAACAACUGGGUUCUACGACGCUCAAGAAAAUCAUGUAGCGCAUGAAGGAGUCACGUUGGCCAUGGGGGUGCCAAAUGCCGCCCCUCAGACAGUGCUUGUACAGGGGAUUGGCCUUUGUAAUGUUGUGGCCGAUCCGUCAGCAAACCCUCUCUCUGUUAUAGUUUCAACGGCACAUGACGUAGUGGGGGUCGGAUUUCCGCAUAGAGUGGAAUCCCCAGCUCAUGUGGGACGACAUGGUGAUUUUCUGGAAGCAAACGAGUCAAUGCGGUGUACAGGGAUACGAGGGGCUGAUGCCAUUAAUCUUGCAUCUGUUCCAGCCAGUGACAGCGGGGGCGAGCAGGUGGCUGCAGAAUCUGGUGAAGAUCUUGCUCCGGAAGCAGCGGAUGCAAUGGCAGGAGGAAAAAGAACAGACAGUGAGGGAGCAUCUGCGCCCAGUGGUGCUGGUGAGAGCAAUGGUGGCGGUGGCGAAACAUCUGAAAAGGCCAAGAAGAAGGUGAAGAAGGCAGACAUACCAAAGGGAUGGCACAGUGAAAAGCGUUCUAAGACGAAGAAGGUUGCUCUCCUGUGAAGACGGGGUUUGUGUAGAGUAUGGGGAUAAACAUCGCUCUGUAAAAAUGAAAGGUGGAACAUGUG
Molecule: messenger RNA, 3973 nt
Organism: Chara braunii
Lineage: Eukaryota; Viridiplantae; Streptophyta; Charophyceae; Charales; Characeae
Source: the annotation of a GenBank genome assembly